AUGCCGUCCAAGAAAGUCCUUGUCAUCAUGAGCGAUGCACACUCAAUCCCUCUCAUGAAAACCACCACGCCUGAUGCUGGCCAAAUAGUCGACCAGCCCUCGGGGUUCUUCCUCCAAGAGCUAGCCAAGCCGCUCCAGAAAUUGCUCGACAAGGGUCACGAGGUAACCUUCGCCUCCCCCAAGGGCCAAGAACCGACUCCGGAUCCGAACAGCGAAUCCCUCCUAGCAUACGCGGGCAACUUCUAUGAACGCCGACGUGAACACGAUCUCAUCGAACGCAUGAAAGCCGAGAACGGGUUCAGCCGGCCCCGACCAUUUAGUUCCAUUAGUGACGAGGAAUUGACAACCUUUGCAGGAGUGUUCAUUCCGGGCGGACAUGCACCCCUCAAAGAUCUUGGCGCCGACCCGGACCUAGGGCGUAUCUUGCGUUAUUUUCAUAAAGAGAAUAAGCCAACGGCGGCCAUCUGUCACGGUCCAUAUGCACUACUGAGUACGAAAAAGGCUGGAGAUGGGUCAUUUGUGUAUGAUGGGUACAAGAUUACCUCGUGGAGUGAUGCGGAGGAGAAGGGGGUGGAGAGCUUGUUAGGCGCGGAAAUCGAGAAAGUCGAGUCUUCAUUGAGAGAUGCAGGCGCGGUGAUGGUUGAAGGAAUGCAUGAGAAAAUUGGAGGAACUACACUGCAUCGAGAGCUGGUUACUGGGGGGAAUCCCCUGGCAGCCAAUGCUCUAGGUGAUCGAUUUGUGAGAAUGAUUAGUGUAUAA
Penicillium odoratum is the source of this 759-nucleotide messenger RNA. RefSeq names its product type 1 glutamine amidotransferase domain-containing protein. The record is from RefSeq and is a predicted model, not a curated record. The transcript has a single exon. Lineage: Eukaryota; Fungi; Ascomycota; Eurotiomycetes; Eurotiales; Aspergillaceae. Bases 1 to 759 code for a protein of 252 amino acids.